Messenger RNA from Poeciliopsis prolifica (blackstripe livebearer), 3057 nucleotides. RefSeq names its product rho GTPase-activating protein 28-like. Gene Ontology annotation, biological process: regulation of actin filament polymerization; negative regulation of stress fiber assembly; signal transduction. Bases 855 to 3008 code for a protein of 717 amino acids. Gene Ontology annotation, cellular component: cytoplasm. Gene Ontology annotation, molecular function: GTPase activator activity. NCBI's taxonomy places the organism in Eukaryota, Metazoa, Chordata, Actinopteri, Cyprinodontiformes, Poeciliidae. The record is from RefSeq and is a predicted model, not a curated record. The transcript is spliced from 14 exons.
UUGACGGAGGAAACGGAUCAGGUGGAGAUCCGCGGCUCGGAGGCCGGCAGUGGGGCCUCUGGGGCCGGACCGGGCCGCCGGCUGGAUCCGGCCCGAGGAGCCGCGGCGGCGGACACACGCAGCGCAGAGGAGCCGGUACCGGAACCGGGUUCUGGAGCGAAACUUACCGAUUGUGAUGAUCCGCGUCACUGCGCUGACACAGAACAACACGGAAACUGGAGGCUGGGAGGGCAGCACGCAUGCGCAGAAAGGAGAGGGGGCGGAGAGAGAGACAGGGGAGAGAGAGAGCAGAACCAGAACCGAGGCGGUUCUGUCUCAGCCUCACAUCCAUCUGACCCAGUCCAAUAACCGCAUGUGGUUCUGAUGGAUCUCACUGGUACCAGAACCGAGCCAAGGAAUGCUGGUCUCUGAUGACCCUGGGUUAGGAACCAGAACCCUGCAGGUCCUAAUGGACCGGAACCAGGGCAGCACUUGAUGUUCUGCUGGCGCCGACCCAGUACCUGGUGUUGGUCCAAAUUCUGGCUGCAGCGGGUCUUCUUGGUUCUGGUCCGAGGAAUCAUGGACUUGGUUCUGGGAGAACUCUACCAGGGUCGGUCCAGAACCGUUGACCUCUGACCUGUGGACUGGCAAUAUUUUUUUGCUGAUGUCUUCCUGUCCAGAACCGGAACCGGUCCAGUCCCUCUGGAACCCUGCAGAACCAGUGCAGAAACUGUUGGGUGGUUCUGUUUGGACUGACGCUUUAGAACUUUGUUCUGACCCAAACUGGUUCUGCAGAGCAGAAUGGUUCUGCUGCAGCAGCUGGAUUUUGACCCGGUCCGGUUCCUCUGAGGUUCUUCAUCAGCAAACUAUUUCUGAUGCACGCUGAGCCGGGGCUCAGUCGGUCCAGCUGUCCAGCUGUCCGGCCCGGUCCAGCUGUCCGGCCCGGUCCAGUUGUCCAGCUGUCUGGCCCGGUCCAGCUGUCGGACCCGCCCCGUCUGAGCUGGAGCUCCUCCUGCUCUUCCUCUCCCUCCUCCUCGUCUUCCUCAGACCCGAUGAGCAGCCGGACCGAGCGGAGGAUGUUGUCACCUCAUUCUGCUGCCUCCCCCCCCCCCUCCUCAAGCUCCCCCCGCACAGUGACCUCUGACUCCAGACAUGUCGCCAUGGAGACCUACUGGCGAGAGGUACAGAGCAUCGAGGAAGAGGAGGAGGAGGAAGAGGAGGAGGAAGAGGUAGAAGAGGAGAGGAAGAGCAUGGAUGAGGCGGAGCUGGAAGAGGCGUGGCUGACGGAGGCGGGGCUUUCCUCCCUGGUCCUGGGCUCUUCGUCAUCAGAGGCACCACCUGAGGUGGAGGCGGUGCUGUCCACGUUGACACGGCAACAAGCCGCUACAGUGAGGAAGAGGCUGGACAACUACAACGAGACGCUGAGGAAGAGGAACCGGCAGCCAAUCAGAGACGUGCGUGACGUCUUCACUGAGCCCGAGACCGACUCUGCAGACCCGAUCCGACAGCAUCCAGAACCGCCUCCACCGCGGUACCACACCACCACCAAGACCAUCCGCCGCAGCACAAACAGAGGGCGCUCCGCUCUUCCUGUCUUUGUUUUCGGGGACCGGCUGCCUGAAGACCCGUCCUGCCCCUGCCCCUCCUCGGCGCCGAGUCGGCUGAGAUGUGCUGAUUGGCUGCUGCGUGACACUCCGUACUCAGAGGGCGUGGCGGAGCACAAACGGGGCGGGACGUGCAGGGACUGCGUCCGUUUCCAGGGAGAUGAGAGCAGUGAGCUGCAGUUUGGCCCCGCCUCCCCGUCACACGGUCUCACCUGUACAGACGACCUGUCGUCACGCGACCUCACGCGCCUGGGCUUCAUCGCUCACAUCGAACUCUCCACCUUCCUGCUGGCUCUGGGAGUCCAGAGCAAACGCGGCCGGCCGCCGCGCCGCAGGACUCGGGACGGCGGCGUGUUCGGCGUCUCGCUGAACUCUCUGCUGGACGACGACAGGAGGAGGUUUCCUGGAGUCAAAGUGCCCGUCUUCUUCCAGAAGCUGUUGGGCGUCUUGGAGCAGAGUGGUCUGCAGACUGAAGGAAUCCUUCGAGUUCCAGGAUCAGCUGCCAGACUGAAGUUCUUGAGGAGAGAGCUGGACCGCUGCUGGACUGCCUUUGACUGGACCGAUGUGCGGCCGGCGGACGCCAGUGGACUGCUGAAGCUCUUCAUCCGAGAGCUGCCCACACCGCUGCUGACACACACACACCUGUCCACCUUCUGCUCUGUCCUGGGCGUGUCCUCUGAGGUCCACCAGGUCCAGGCUCUGCAGCUCCUCCUUCUCCUCCCUGAAGCUCACAGAAACACGCUGAGGGCCCUGCUGCUCUUCCUCCAGAAGGUGGUCUCUCAUCAGGACCACAACCGGAUGUCUCUGUGGAACGUCUCCAUGGUGAUGGCCCCCAACUUGUUCGCCCGCCGUAACCAUAGAAACAAGCGCUCCAUCGCCAAGCAACAGGAGGACAUGGAGGACGCGAUGGGCGGAGCCCGGCUGAUCCGACUCAUGAUCCGGCACCAGGACCUGCUUUGGACCCUCCCGAAGUUUCUCCUGACCCAGGUGAGACAGAUGAACCAGGCGUCCAAUCAGAGACAGUUCAACCUGAGCAGGACGACGUCCCGACUGCUCAGGAGGAACAAUGACAAGAACGACAGGAACCUGGUCGGCGAGCUGUCCGAAGGGGUCAUCCGGGUUCACGCUCCGCUGCACACUAAGGUUUCCAUGGCGAUCCAGCUCGACGAACAGACGACCGCCGGAGACGUGACGACCCGCUUCCAGUCCGAGUCCAGCCCCACCCAACACCUGUACGAGGUCGGAGGAAACAUCUGUAAGUAUCCUGAUGACAUCAUCACCUCCAGCUGUCUGAGGAACACCUGGACACCUGUCUCCCUGUCUGUCCCCGUCUCCCUGUCAGAUGAGCGCCGCCUGCAGCCGGACUGCUGCCUGCUGGAUGUCUACAGGGUCAACCCUGGCUGUGACUGGCUGAUCAAGCCCUGAGCUCACCUGUCUGUUACCUGCUCAUGUUGUAAUAAAAGCCUGAACCUGG